AUGAAAGUCAUAAAUUUAUUUGUCGUUUUAUUGAUUAUUUUAGCCAUCAGUUCAUUAGAACCAUAUACAUGUAUAAACAUAUCUUCUGUUUAUAUUAAAAAUGAAUUACAAAAAAUUGAGGAAAGCAUUAGGAAAAAGAAUAGAAAUAAUAAAAUUAUGCAUGGUUCAUUAGCAUUAGGAUUAACAUUCCUUGCAGCUUCUGCAUUAGUUUUGAGAAUCUAUAUGCAGAAAAGAAAAGAAAAUGCCAUAGAAAAUUUGUCUUCAAAAGUUGAACAUAAUAAAAACAUAGCACAACAGAACAGAAAUUGUAAAGAUCAAGUUGUAUAUGCGAAGAAAAAUGUGACAACUAAAGAGUACUCGGGGAAGAAAAAAGAAAUAGAAUCCAUUAAAACAGUAUUAUCUUUUCUUUUUUUUAUUUUGGGAAAGUAA
Plasmodium malariae is the source of this 429-nucleotide messenger RNA. RefSeq lists its product as uncharacterized. Bases 1 to 429 code for a protein of 142 amino acids. Lineage: Eukaryota; Apicomplexa; Aconoidasida; Haemosporida; Plasmodiidae. The transcript has a single exon. The record is from RefSeq and is a predicted model, not a curated record.